AUGGCUGAUGUGACUCCCCCAGCAAGUCAGAUGAAUCGCACGCUAGCCUUCAGCAACGACCCCUACAGCACCACCAGCCUACAUCAUAGCCUUGAUCCGACGUACUCGGACAGUGAUGGUAUGCAGUACUUCGAUUUUGACGCGUUUGGCAACGACGCCCACUCUCAGCGUCAAGCAUCGCAGUACGAUGGCCAUCACGCUCCUGAUGUCGAUACUUCCACGGAGUAUGGGGCUUUCGACGAGACAGCUUAUCCUUUAGAGCCGCCCAUGUACGACAAAGACUACGACUACGCUGAAGAGGUAAUGGCGCACGACCAACCUACUGCGCCAGAGGAUGGAGAGACUCUGGAGCAGGACGUCUCGGAUGACGAAGACGGGGCUGCUCUCCGCGCUGCUCUUGCCAACUACCGCAAUGACAACCCAAUGCGGUCUCGUCUCAUUCCAAACCCGCCAGAGAACCUUGACCAAGAGUUUGCUCAUCCUGAAGAAAUCACCCAAUCGGGACGUUCGGCUGACUUGACGACGGUCACUGGCGACGAAAAGUGGCACGUCGACAAAGAAUCGGCGGAAUUCCUGGCGUCUGUCAUGAAGCUCAUCUCCGACCACGACCUUGGAGAGGCCAUUCAGCGCUCCACCCGCAAUCCGCUGCGUGAGCUGAAGCUAGAGGAGCCUAUCCUGAAAAGCGACCCACAGAUGGAGCUGAUCAAGCUGAUCGAGCGCAACGAGGUGCACUUGGCAAGUGAAGGCAUUGACGGAUGUGCACUGGAUGACGAGAAAGACGAGGGCUUGAGAUGGCCUGAGAAAGUACGCCAGCUGCCUGGGACGCUGCAUGGCGAAAUCAUGAAAGCGAAGCUCGAGAUCGACGCAGAGACGAUGGAAUACCUUUGCGACAUUCACGAGGAGCCGAAGGUCGACCUUGACGACUGGUUUAAGCAGGAUCGCGAAAAGAGAGAUGACUUCGCUGCGAGUCCCUCAUCACCACAUCGGCGUCAGUCCAAGAGAGCCAACGAUCUGAAAGUCUCCAGCCCGUUACUGCCUCUCGAACAGUCUGAGGAGCCACCAUCCAAGAAAGUAAAGAUGGUCUGCUUUUCUGACGAGCUUGAGACACUGAUACCUAAGCUUUCCGACGACGAUAUGAUCGACAUGCACGAAGUCGUCGACGAGGUCUCUGCUGCGCUUGGACCUGCCAUCGAGCGAGCAGACAAGUCAGUACAACAGCGAAUGCUCAAUGAAGGCCUGGUGGAGAUAGAUACUACGCUCAGGAUACCGGUCCCUGCCAUCGAAGAUGAACGCCCAACUCCGCCCUGUGAGAUCUAUGCAGCCGGCGAAGGCGACUCACAACGCCGUCUCAUUCACGAAACUUAUGACAGCCUCCCACGCUCUGAAAUCAAGUGGAGCGGUUCAUCAAAGUCGGAGCAAGCACUUCAAUGGGGACCUUUCCCUCUCCACCUAGGCAAACCCAAGCCUGAAGGUGACUUUGACGACGGAUCAUUGGCUAGAUACAUGUCAGAGCUUGACCUCAUUGGCGAUGUGGAUCUCGAACGUUUGACUUGGAAGCCUGAUGGUCUGCGGGUGCUGGACAUCGACGAGGUUGAAGACGACGAGCUGGACACUGCGGAUUUUGAAGGCGAAGUGGACAUACCGAACGACGAAGCCGUUGUGCGUCUGCCUUCUGUGAUCACCAUUCCGCCUCCGGCUCCGUCUCUUCGUAGUGUCGCGCCAGCUACAACCAAAGAUCGGCCACACCAUUCUCAAGAUUGGUCAUCGAUGGAUGCGCUCCUGCAAAAGCGAAAGUUACAAAUGCAAGACGGCAAGAAGACUACCAGGGAAGAGAGCGGCCUGGAUAUGUUCGCCAGAGUACAGGGCUUUGCGAACGCUGUCGCCGAGACCACGACCAGUGAACUUCUGUCUAAUCUGCAGAAACCUCAGCCAUCCGCAAGGACGCCGGAUGCUGUUGAAGCAGCCUUCGCCAACCCUACAGAUACCAGCUACGAAGUGACAUUUCCAGCUCCAGCUCCCGAUUUCCAGGUAUCGGCAGAUCCAUUGCAGGUCGUCAUAUCGUUCAACUUGAUGCAGAACCAUCAAUUCGUGCGAAGGCUUCAGAAGAUGCUACCAGCUAUCGACUUGAUCGAGAGAGACUACACGGCGUUGCCAUCAGAGACUUCAAAGCAAUCCACUCACGGCAGAUCCAGUUUAGAAGCAGAUAUUACAAUAUCGCCCAGUACUGGUCUCAUGUUCACGAAUCUGCAGAAACUCCAGCAGAAGCCUCUCCCCGGACAGACGAGCUCAUUUGGGAUCCAGGAGCAGAUCGCCGUCGUUGCCACUCGUUUCGAAAGACUCAUCGUACUUGUGGGCGACAGGCCAACGAUGGACGACGGUCAAGCUCCGCUACACAUGAUGGAUGCCAACGAUUCUGCCGCCAUUGCAGACCUGAUCAACCAGACGACCGUCCUGGAGACUGACGUUGAGGUCGUCUACGUUGCCGGUGGGAUCGACAAUCUGGCCAGGUGGGCAGCAGCAACAAUCUCUCGUAAUGUCGUUGGUGACCAUAGGCUUCUUCGAGAGGAGACGCUCUGGGAACGCUUCCUUCGCAAGGCAGGCAUGAACGCACAUGCGGCGCAGGCUGUACUCGCAGCAAUGCAGCCUGCGCCGUCUGCAUCAAUCCCAGCGAGCGACAGCUCGCACACUGCAUCAUCAGCAACCACCAUCAACUCUGGGCUUGCCAAAUUUGUAGCACUAGGUCCCGAAGACCGAAUCCAGCGCUUUGGACCGAUGAUGGGAGGCGAUCGAGUCCUUCGACGAAUCAACCGAGUACUAGACGCAGGAUGGAUGUCCUUGUCCUAA
Messenger RNA from Zasmidium cellare ATCC 36951, 2844 nucleotides. RefSeq lists its product as uncharacterized. Bases 1 to 2844 code for a protein of 947 amino acids. The transcript is spliced from 2 exons. The record is from RefSeq and is a predicted model, not a curated record. Lineage: Eukaryota; Fungi; Ascomycota; Dothideomycetes; Mycosphaerellales; Mycosphaerellaceae.